CCACAUCAGAGGCAAUGCCUGAAGUUGCUGAAGUAGCUCAUGUUUGCGCCCAGCUCCGCAGAAAUGUGCUUGGAUAUCAGAUUGCGAGCUUGGUGUUGAAUAACGAUGCGCUCCUAUUCCCGGUAUUGAAAAACGCGUCUAACCCUGAAAAGGAAUUGCAGCUGCUACAAGGUCGGUUACUUCAUUCAACCAUCGAAUCGGUAGGAAGACAUGGAAAGUAUUUCUGGCUCAGAACAAGACCGGUAGAUUCAAAGUCUACCGACGUUUUAUUGAUGCACUUUGGCAUGACCGGAAACAUUAAGAUCAGAAAUAUUGGGUCUCAUUUGAUUUUCUUAGAGAAUGCAGGCACGAAGGAGGACGUAGUCACCGUAGAACAGCUCCAAAACGAAGAGAACGAAUCAAAGAAGGAACCAGAAGAAUGGCCCCCUAGGUUCACGAAGAUGGAACUAGUGCUCGAGAAAGACGGUACUAGACUAGAUUUAGCCUUUACUGACCCUAGAAGAUUGGGCCGAAUCAGACUAUUGACAGGUCCAGGAAUCCAAGCUGAUGAAGAUUUAUUGAAUACCAGUCCAUUGGAUGCUUUGGGUCCUGACUAUUCAAAGUCGCCAAAUUCUCUCAAAUCGGAAAAGGAAUUUGUGAUCGGCGAUCCCGACCCUCAUCACCAUGGAAGACCAAGACCAACGGUUGAAGAAUUUAGCAAGUUGGUAUUAUCAAAGAAGAAACCUAUCAAGAGCUUUCUUCUUGACCAAGCAUUUUUCAGUGGUAUUGGAAAUUGGGUUGGUGAUGAGGUGGUGUACCAGGCACGAAUACAUCCUAAUGAAGUGAUCUCGAGUAAGAUUCCUCAGAAUCUAGAGAAAGUGCAUCCAGUGGUUCAACGAUUGUACGAUUCUAUAAUUUAUAUAUGCGAAGAGAGUGUACGCGUUGAAGGAAAUGUGAAGAAGUUUCCUUCCAAUUGGCUCAUGCUAUAUCGAUGGAGCAAGGCGAAAAAGAAGGGCCCCAAGCCUACGACAGAUGAUGGAAAAGCUCUUGACUUUGUUACUGUUGGCGGUCGAACAAGUUGCUUUGUCCCCGAGCUCCAGAAACCAUUGAAGAAUGAA
Molecule: messenger RNA, 1097 nt
Organism: Scheffersomyces stipitis CBS 6054
Lineage: Eukaryota; Fungi; Ascomycota; Pichiomycetes; Serinales; Debaryomycetaceae
Gene: FPG1
Product: Fpg1p
Exons: 3
Biological process (GO): base-excision repair
Cellular component (GO): nucleus
Molecular function (GO): DNA-(apurinic or apyrimidinic site) endonuclease activity; damaged DNA binding; DNA N-glycosylase activity
Source: RefSeq, a predicted model, not a curated record